This is a messenger RNA of Hevea brasiliensis (rubber tree), 2159 nucleotides long. Its product is annotated as zinc finger protein JACKDAW. Gene Ontology annotation, molecular function: DNA-binding transcription factor activity. The record is from RefSeq and is a predicted model, not a curated record. NCBI's taxonomy places the organism in Eukaryota, Viridiplantae, Streptophyta, Magnoliopsida, Malpighiales, Euphorbiaceae. The coding region runs from base 5 to 1411 and encodes 468 amino acids. Gene Ontology annotation, cellular component: nucleus. The transcript is spliced from 3 exons.
GCAAAUGAUGUCUGGCGAUUCUUUCUCUAUUCCUUCAUCCAUUCCAGGGUUUGCUCAUCAAGAACAGAAUGCAAACCCUAACCCUAAACCUAAUUCUUAUCAUGAGCCUAAGAAGAAGAGAAAUUUGCCUGGAACAUGUGAUCCAGAUGCUGAAGUUAUUGCUCUAUCUCCUAAGACUCUCAUGGCUACAAACCGAUUCAUAUGCGAAAUAUGCAAUAAAGGUUUCCAAAGAGACCAAAACUUGCAGCUUCAUCGGAGAGGUCACAAUCUUCCAUGGAAGCUAAAGCAAAGGACCAACAAGGAAGUCCGAAAGAAAGUCUAUCUAUGCCCGGAAAAGACCUGCGUUCACCAUGAUCCAUCAAGAGCUCUCGGCGAUCUCACAGGAAUAAAAAAGCAUUACAGCAGGAAACAUGGAGAGAAGAAAUGGAAGUGCGAGAAGUGUUUAAAGAAAUAUGCAGUUCAAUCUGAUUGGAAAGCUCACUCCAAGACUUGUGGAACUAGAGAAUAUAAAUGUGAUUGUGGGACUUUAUUUUCCAGGAAAGAUAGCUUUAUCACCCAUAGAGCUUUUUGUGAUGCCUUAGCUGAAGAAAGUGCAAGAAUCAAUUCAACUGCAGCAACCAAUCUAAAUUUCAGAAAUGAUACAGUUAAUUUGCCUCAUUAUGGAGUUCCAGGCCAUGGAGGUCAAGAUAUUUCUGGAAUUUCCCAACUCAGUUCAUCAGGUUUUAGACCAGAUUUCAGUGGCUUGCCUUCCCUAAGUGCUUAUCAACAAAAGACCGGAUUGUCCCUGUGGCUAAAUCAAGCAAUUUCUGAGAUCAGUCCUGCUGAUAAUGUGGCCAAUCAUUCUAAUGUUUAUGCAUCUUCAAGUUCAACUGGCUUGCCAGAGAUGAUGCAAAUAGGAUCAAAUCUUUAUGUUUCAUCAUCCACCGCCAAUUUUGGUAAUUUAACCUUAUCAGGUUUGCCUCAUGGACUAAAAGGAGGAGGAGGAGGUGGUAGUAACAUGGGGCCUGAUAAUAUGAUGGAUUCAUUGCCUUCUCUGUACUCCGAUAAUCAUCAAAAUAAGAAAUUGAAGCCAACUGCACCCAUGUCCGCCACUGCUCUUCUUCAAAAGGCAGCUCAAAUGGAUUCUAUAAGAAGUAAUCAAUCUUUCCUUGGAAGUAACAUUUAUGGACUAAUGAGCUCUUCUUCUUCAUCCAAUACAUCCAACCUCAACACUCUCAACCAUAACAGAAAUGAGCAGCUGCACCAGGUCUUCCAAAAUGUCAAUAAGCAACCUGCAGAGAGUAAUUUAGCGGUAACAAACAAUAGUGUAGCUACGGACGAUACUAUAAUGGUUGUAUCAAGUGGCCUUCAUCAGGUUGUGAUGCAAUAUACUGGAAAACAAAAUGAUCAACCAGUCCAAUUGAAGCUGUAACCAGGUUCAAGUUCUACAGAAAGUGGUUUAACAAGAGAUUUUCUUGGCAUGAGUGAUAAAUCUGGGCGUCCAGUUUUACUUUAAGAGUUAGCUAAAUUUGUUUCAAUGACCUCAGCUAUGGGUCUGAACCAACUCAAUAGCAAUUCUUGAUGAGGGCUGACGUUGGUUAUGCACCACAUUGUACCCAAAAGUUGAAUCCCACAAACAAGAGUCAAAUCCUGAGAUUGUUUGUUAUUUCUAUGAAACUAGAACCCGAGUAGGAGACUCGCUUGGGGGUGGAAUCGGUGGAGAGAAACCCAGAGCAAGGGAGGCUUAUGAAGGGUACAGUGGGUGGCCCAGUACAAUGAGCCAACUCGAAGUUUUGCAUGCUCUUGUCUGCUUGUUUUUAUAUUUUGCUGUGUUUCUUUAUAUUCCUCUUCUUGUUUUAUCUCAUGUCUUAGCUUUCGUUCCCAGAGCAAGGAAGGCUUGUGAAGUGUAUAGCUGGGAUACACCUAUAUUCUUCCUCGUGUCUUAUUAACUAGGAAGAAUAUAGAUGUAGGUGCUGCAUGCACCUUUAUAGCUAGACCCCUUAAUUUGUAGCAUUUGAUUAUAUGGCCUACGAGGGAAGGCUUGGCUAAUAAUUACCCUACGCAAUGUCAAAAGGGAACAAUAUAGUAUUUUUGUUUGAUGAUUUUUCUUAUUUAAAUUUAGUUCACUUGUGAACUUAAGAUAUAAAAUAUAUAAUAAAAUUCACUUAUUAAAUAUAUAA